Molecule: messenger RNA, 4429 nt
Organism: Bombyx mori (domestic silkworm)
Lineage: Eukaryota; Metazoa; Arthropoda; Insecta; Lepidoptera; Bombycidae
Exons: 11
Coding region: 579-2348 (589 amino acids)
Source: RefSeq, a predicted model, not a curated record
AAUUUCCGCAUUUUUAUAUUAUUUACUUACUAAAUUACAUCAUUGAUUUUCAGUCUGAAUUUUUAAUUUUUUUUUAUUGCCAUUGUAGGCAGACAAGCAUACGGCCCACCCGAGGGUGGGUGGUUACCGUCGCCCAUGGACUUUAGCAAUCUCAGGGGCAGAGCCAAGCCGCUGCCUACAAAUUAUACUUAAAAUCACUUUCAACAAAGUUUCAAAAACACUUUCUAAACUAUAAAAUAUUCAAAUCAAGGAGCAUCCAACUAACGCCAUGAGUAUUUCUAAGUAUUUUUGCUAAAAGCUGUAAUUUACAAGAAUUGAGUAGAUAUAAAAAAUCACAUGCAUUAUUGAAAAAAUACCUCAUUGAAUUGAUAAUAGCGAAAAAAUUUAAAAGUUCAAAUGAACUCAAUGAGAUCGUGCAACGCGUUAAACAGGAGAGAAUUCAGCUCUCAAAAGCUAAAAAGGGAAAGAUCAGAAAGAACUCUGUGCAGGGCGCAGAAAUAUCCUCGACCAGCAAUAGCUCUCCACCAAUCUCUUCAACACCGAAACUCUUAAAACGAAGUCCGAAUCGCAAAGCGGUAAUGACUUACAGCAGGGAACAUAAUUCAAUAGACCGCUUCAAAUCCUCACCUUCUAUAAAGACCUUUCAAAGUGACCGAGUGCUACGCAGCUUCAGUAGACCGAAUUACAGGAUUUUCAACAUGAACAACACAGUAAUAGGCAUAAUUAAAGGUGAAAAUGCUAAAGCAACAAGGAUCAAUAUUGUCAGUCAAGAUGGUAGACAUCCAAAGUUCAAUCUUACAGCUGUAUUGAAAAGCACCUCUGAUCCAAGUAUGGAUUCCAAUAGUCAGAUGAUGCCGUUUUAUUCUAAUAUGAGAUCACUGCAACCAGGAAAAAUGAAAAGAGCCAACAGUAUUUCGGUUCUUAGCGGUCAGAGAACACCUCUAUCGCCCACUGUCAAUAUCACGAGCAGAGAUGGUAAAAUGUCAAGAUUAAAUGCACUAGUUCAAAAGUCAUUAACCCAAAAAAGCGAGAAAGGAUAUAGAUACACAGAAAUGUCAUUGGUAAAACGUAGUGAUAACAUGAAAAUCGAACAAUUAUCAUUGAACUGUGAUGAGGUACAGACAGCAGAGAAUUUUUAUGAUAUCGAUGCACUAUUGGAAAAUUCGGCAAGUCAAAGUGAACUUACAAAUAUCGAGUACUAUCAGAAAAUUACAACAGAAUCAAAUGAUAAUUUCUGUACUGAAAUGCACAAAGGCUUGCCUCGGAUCACAGAAGUGUUCAGCAAAUUCAAUAGUGAUCAGCAGAAGAAUUUGAUGCAGCCUAUUUACGUGCAAGUCAGUGAGGAUUCGGAAAGAACCACAUCACCGACUUACACAUCCGUAGUGAGUCAAUCGGGCAUAUCUUUAUUGGAGAAUCUAUACAAUUUCAAGAACCAAUUCAUAACGAAUCAUCCCCUGAACCCAGUCCAUAGUGUAACAGCUAAAACACAAUGCGUGUUCAGUACACCUACAAUAACAACGCCCUCACAGCACCCCACUAUCGCUGGCUACAAAGAGUUUAGCGCUUCUUACGAUCGAGAUAAUGCAUACCAGAAUAUAUUGGAGCCGAGAAUGCAAGAGAGGGACAACGCAACUUCAUUCGCUGGAACGAAUUUUGAUUGUAAUGAGGUUCUUAGUUCGUCUGCGUCGUCUAUUGAAACGCUAAGCUGUCAGGACAUCGGAGCCAAUGCUUCUAUACCCGAAAUGGUUGAGGACGCAUUGGAGCUCAUCAGUCAGGACGGGGAUUACAUGGAGAGGAUUGGUAUGAAUGACAAGAUGUUUUGCAUGCUCUGCUCGUGGGCCGGACCCAAGUUCAUGCUGGAGCAUCACAUUGAGAAGGAGCACUCGUCGGAGAUCCACAAGCGCGACAGCGGCGAGUGGAACGUGACAUUCACGCUGGGCGGCGUGGCGCGGCGGCGCGCGUGGUCGUGCCGCGUCGUGCGACACCGCGCCGCGCUCUACGUCCUCAGCGCGCGCUACCGGGACCCGGACUGCUUCAUGGCGACCCUGCACACUCUGUCGACGGACGAGACCGCGACGAAGAUUGCUAGAAUGACAAUAUACAACAAGGUGACAGGGGAGCCCUACUCCUGGGAGGGCGCAGUCCCGCAGCUGGGUGAGGGAAUGCCUUACGUUAACGAUACGACCUGCCUAAAGCUUUCGCUCGCCGAAAUGAACUUGUUCCCAAACAGCGCGAACUUGCGACUCAUCAACCGCGAGCUUGUGGUCAAGUCUCCCGCCAAGGUGGUCGUCGGGCAACCGGAGCUAAACGACAUCCACAUUAUAGUGUUCGUCAAAAUCAUGCCAUAGUUCGUUUUGUUGUCGGCGAUUAAUUAGUUGCCCGGUGUUGCCAGGUUACUGAAAAGUGAAGUAAAAGUUUGAGUUUCUAAUGGUAUACGACACUAGUGUUUUUGUCGAGUUCAGAAUUGGCCGGUCUAAUUUUGAACAGUCGACGAUUUUGAUACAACUAUAAUUGAACCUUUUGUACUUAAAUUGAAAGAAAAUGAAUGUACACGAAGUAUCAAUUUUUUUCUCUUCAUUAUAAUAAAUAAGUAGAUUAACAUGUUAAAUAUAUGUAUCAAAGAACUACAAGUAUAUUUUGCUGUGACUACAUGCUCUUUUUUGUAUGUAAAUAUUAGUAGUUAUUAAAAAAUUCAUUUAGAGAAACUUAAGUUAACGGACUUAAAGUUAUCCUUUCAUUGGUCAUUGCGAUUAAUAUAAGAUAUCAAAAAAAAUAUGUGACCCAUUUUUUUUGUCAUUACCAAAAUGUCUCGAUCUCUCGGAAGACUGAAUCGACAGAAUUAUGGAAGAAUUUACUCAGCAUUUACUAAUCUAGUUUUUAAAAAAAACAGUGAUUUUUAAGGUGGAUGUAACCCCAGUCGAUUCGGGGUUAAAACCCGUCUUAUAAAUUGUUUUGUUAAGCAUAGGGUAAGUUUACAUAAUUUGGUUUCCUUCGAGUGGUUUCCUUCCUAACUCGAUGCGGUUUUUUUCAUUUUUGUAAUUGACGUUUUUUUUUUGAUGCGUGUUAAAUUUUAUGUCAACUAAAAAGUUUCAAAUUUUCAGUUAUGUGAAAUUAGCGAUAUUUUACUUGUUAUUUUUUUUUGUUAGCAACUAUUUAGUUGCUGGGUUUAUUUGAUUUUUUAUUAAAGUUAACCUUUCGUUUUUGUGUCAGACCAAUAUCUUUAUUAUAUUAAGACGAAUAAAUCCCAGUUUUUGUUUAUUAAUCUUAAUAAAACCAACUAUUUAGUUACUUUGUACUACAACGUUUUUUUAUAUUAGUUUUUUUUUUGUUACUAAGGUAAGUGUAGUAAAACUGCUAUUAUUUUUUCAACUACUUUUUUGGUCUACAUUAUAUUAUUAUUUUUGAGGGUUUUUAUGAUAUCAAUAAUUAAGCAGACAACAUUACUCGAAUCUGAUUAUGAUACUGUUUUUUUUUUCUUUCGAAUGUAAGCCUUUUUAAUUAUGUAUUAUUAAGGUACAGAAAUUUAAUUAUAGUUUCGAAAUGUUAUAGUUUUAGUUUGAUGUUGAUUUUCUAAAAGAUUUUUAUGAAUCCAAAGAUCGAAAUUAAGUGAACUCAGUUAUUAUUUUUAGAAGUUUGUUUUUUUGUUAAGUCCUAAAUGUUGACUUUUUUUAGUUUUGCAAAUUUCUUAGUUAAUAUUAUGAGAUUUUUUUAGUACGUACCGAUGUAACGCGUGUGCGGCUAUUGACCCCAGAGUUUUGUGCGCUGUACAUUGCGGGCUUGAAAUUUAAAUUACUACUAGAGCAAAUGGCAUUUUUGUGACUGGGGAUCUAUAUCAUUAUACUUAUAGAUGACUUUAUUAAAUUAAAUUUCAAUCAUAGUUUUUUUUUAAUAGUAAACAAAGUUUUUGCUGCCAUCUUGAAUUUGCAAAUAAACACAUUUCAAACAUGUAAGCUGUAACAUUUUCCGCGCUUACCUUCAUUCAUAUUUGUCUUUCCUAGAUUAUUUUUACAAAUCAAAGAUUAGAUUCAAAUUAUACAUGUAAUGGUUUUUGGGUAAAUUAUUAUCAUAAAAUAAUGAAACUUCAAUCAUGUUCAAUUUAAUGUAUUUAUACACAGUAAUGUACAAUUCAGUAUAGGUUUUCAUUGAAGGCGUAAUUAAUUUUGGUCCCCAAAUUUGCGGUCUCGAUCGAAUCUAUUGCCCAAGCCCACUCGGUCAGCUGGUGAAUCUGCCAAAUACAUCGCGUUAAGAACUUUACUGUAAUAAUACACCCUUUUACGUAUUGGCUUAGAGUUGAUUAUCGUGUGUUCCUUAGAUUAUGUAAAUGUUGUUGAUUAAAGUAACAUUUUCUGGUGCACAUUUAGAAGAAAUUACGUUAAAUACUUUUAAGUGAAGACUAUCCUGUGAUUGUUUAAUAAAAAAUUGAAUCAGA